Molecule: messenger RNA, 792 nt
Organism: Acanthosepion pharaonis
Lineage: Eukaryota; Metazoa; Mollusca; Cephalopoda; Sepiida; Sepiidae
Source: the annotation of a GenBank genome assembly
AUGUAUUUAAGUGAGAAAGAUUUGUGCAUUCCCAGUCCCACUCUCUUGUCCAAUGCCUGCCAUCUGCUUUCUGGUGCAAAGCACAGACAUAAUUUUGUUAUCUCUCGCUUUCUCUCUCUUCUUUAUUCCAUUUAUCAAUAUUUCCCUCUCGUUUUAUCCAUAUUUCUAUUCCCUAUCUUUUUUAUCUUCUUAUCUCUCUUUUUCUUUUUCUCCUUUCUUUCCUUAAUUUCUUCUCUCUUUCCCUUUUAUUUAUUUGUUCUCUUUUUCUCUUGCUAUCUUUUUUUUACAUUUACCCCUUUUUCCCUCUUUUCUUUUCUUUCUUUUAUCUCUCUACUUUCUACUUUAUCUCUCUUUCCUUUCUUUUAUCGCUCUACUUACCUUUUUCUCCUGCUUAGCUUAUCUUUCUUUUCCAUCUAUUUGGUGCUCUUUACUUUAUGUUUCGUUACUUUCCUCCAUUUUCCCCUUUACUUUCUUUUACCUCACUUUUCUUAUGUCUUUUUCUAUAUUUUCCUUUUGCUCUCUCUUAUUUUCCUUUAUCUUUCUUUCUUUUGGCACUCUUAUGUCUUUAUUUAUUCUUCUCUUUAUUUAUUCUUCUCUUUAUCUCUCAAUACUACUAUUUCUCUUUCUAUUUCUUCCCCGACUCCUCUUCUCUCCCUGGUGCACACUCAUUUUCCCGGCAGAUCGAGACGUAGACAGAGUCCAGCAGCGAAUUUAAAACAUUCGCCGGCAAACCUGGAGAUAGAAGAUAAAUCUUUCAGGAAUUUCUUUCUACGACUCGUGACCCAGAACUGA